Molecule: messenger RNA, 1836 nt
Organism: Botrytis porri
Lineage: Eukaryota; Fungi; Ascomycota; Leotiomycetes; Helotiales; Sclerotiniaceae
Exons: 5
Coding region: 499-1455 (318 amino acids)
Cellular component (GO): cytosol
Molecular function (GO): aldose reductase (NADPH) activity
Source: RefSeq, a predicted model, not a curated record
UUCUCGUCCGUCUUUGAUAUUGGGCACAAAUUCAGUUCUUUAAGCUUUUCUUAACCUUCUCCAGCAAGCUAGUACGAUGUAGACGCACAUUAAAGUUCCAGUCAGGUCAAACAUCAAAAUGUCUAAUGAACCUUUUAACCUUAUCGAGGGAAGGGUUGUAACUUGUUUCUUCUGAGACAAUCCACCCCACGAGAAUCCUUGUCUGGAUGCAGAUAUUCGGUUCGUCUCCAUGCAUCCUGCACCACGUUUCACACAGCAGCAGAGUGCCCAAAAUGGCAAACAUGCAUCAUGGAGCAGGUUGCUUUCUCAUGCAGAGUAGAUUGUCGAGAGCACCACAUUUAUGUAUAGCCCGUCCACUGUUUCUCUGUAGCCACGUUCUCUCCAAUCUAUUCGUGACUUCCAUCAUUCGGUAUUGAAGAUCUCAUUCUAUCCUGUAUCUGUACCUCUCCAUAGGGAAAUUUAUUCCUGGAUUCGAGAAAUCGGCAGAAAGGCAUCGCCAUGACUAUCCCUACUUUGAAAUUGAACACCGGUGCCCCAAUACCGGCUUUGGGAUUUGGUACUUUUCACAAUGAAGGAUCCCCAGGGAAGUGCCACGAUGCUGUACUUUGGGCUCUACAAUCAGGUUAUCGCCAUCUAGAUUGUGCUUGGUAUUACAAAAAUGAAGCAGAGGUUGGGUCUGGCUUGCGUGAAUUCUUGUCCAGUAACCCAGGUGUCAAGCGUGCCGAUAUCUUCAUCACCACGAAAGUGUGGCCUCAUUUGUGCGGUUCCCCUGAAGAUGUCGAGUGGAGUCUGAAUUACAGUUUAGAGAAACUAGGUGUCGAUUAUGUGGAUUCUUUCUUGAUGCAUUGGCCAUUCGCCGCGGAGAGGACCGAAGACUAUGAAGUCAAGAUCGGAGAUGAUGGAAAGUACAUCAUCAAUAAAGAAGUCACGGCUAACUUGGAACCUAUCUGGCGAAGAUUUGAAGUUCUCAACAGAGCUGGCAAGGCCAAAGCCAUCGGAGUAUCCAAUUUUACCAUCUCAAACCUGGAAGCUCUCCUUGAGUACGCGGAUAUUCCUCCCGCCAUCAAUCAAGUCGAGACUCAUCCCGUCUGGCCUAACACUAAGCUAAUCAACUACUGCUUUGCAAAGAACAUCCUUCCCGUGGCAUAUUCGCCACUGGGAUCCCAGAGCCAAGUUCCCACUACAGGCAAAACUGUUAUCCAAAACUCUGAACUCAUCUCAAUCGCCGAGAAGAAGGGUGUUAGUAUAGGUCAGAUAUUGAUUGCCUGGGGUAUCAAACGAGGAUACGUGGUCCUUCCCAUGAGUUCGAAUGAGGGGAGAAUCAAAACCAAUGGAACCUUAGUCGACUUGACUGAAGAGGAGUUCGAAAGCAUGAAUAAAGUUUCUGAGGGCAAAGAAACAAGGUUCGUGGAUUUGAGAAACACCUUCGGGUGGGAGGUAUUCGGGGAUGAGUAAGGAGAUAGCCAAGCAGACAAUUGGCCGUGGCAUGGUGUCCGCUCGUAUCGUUCGAUUCCGCGUAGCGCAAAGCAUCAUUCUCAUAUUCGUUGAAAUUACGAUGCGUAUACUCAUAUACGUGAAGCAAGUACUGCGAAAUAAGCUGAUCUGACCUCUCGUGAUGUUCUCAAGUGCAUAUGCUAUUUGGCUGUCUCUUAACUCUGCAUUAUUAGUUAUCAUUAGCGCUCUAUGGCACAGUCACCACUAAUGUACAUAUCAUAUUAUAUUCAUCAUAUCACAUUAUCUCUCCCAAAGUUAAGAAAAUUCUUCAAAUCCUAAUCUUAUCUCAUCUCGCCGAGUUUUCUGCAUCAGCAUUUACUGUCUUGCCAAACUCUUACCUGC